AUGUCGACGGAAACCGAUGAAGAUGCCGCUCGUCGCCGGACGGCCGUCGCCGAAUACCGGAAGAAGCUCCUCUUGCACAAGGAACAGGAAUCCCGAGUUCGAGGGGUGAGGGAGAACCUGCGCGCUACUAAAAAGGAAUACACAAAAACAGAAGAUGAUUUGAAGGCGCUUCAAAGUGUUGGACAGAUCAUAGGGGAGGUGCUCAGACCGCUGGAUAAUGAACGCUUAAUAGUUAAAGCUAGUAGUGGUCCAAGGUAUGUGGUUGGCUGUCGCAGUAAAGUGGAUAAAGAAAAACUAACUGCAGGAACUCGUGUGGUUCUUGACAUGACAACUCUUACGAUAAUGCGGGCACUUCCUCGUGAAGUUGAUCCUGUGGUGUAUAAUAUGCUUCAUGAAGAUCCCGGGAAUGUUAGCUAUUCUGCCGUAGGUGGGCUUUCAGAUCAGAUCCGAGAGCUGAGAGAAUCUAUAGAGUUGCCUUUGAUGAACCCUGAGCUCUUUCUCAGAGUUGGCAUCAAACCUCCCAAGGGUGUUCUCCUCUACGGACCUCCUGGAACCGGAAAAACAUUGUUAGCCAGAGCAAUUGCUAGCAACAUAGAUGCCAACUUCUUGAAGGUUGUCUCCAGUGCAAUUAUUGAUAAAUACAUUGGUGAAAGUGCAAGACUGAUCAGAGAAAUGUUUGGAUAUGCACGUGAUCAUCAGCCCUGCAUUAUAUUUAUGGAUGAAAUUGAUGCUAUUGGUGGGCGGCGUUUUAGCGAGGGAACCAGUGCUGAUCGUGAAAUCCAAAGAACACUGAUGGAAUUGCUUAACCAGUUGGAUGGGUUUGACCAGCUCGGGAAGGUCAAAAUGAUUAUGGCGACAAACAGACCUGAUGUUUUGGACCCUGCACUUCUUCGUCCGGGCCGAUUAGACAGGAAAAUCGAGAUUCCUUUGCCCAAUGAGCAGUCAAGGCUGGAAAUUCUUAAAAUUCAUGCUGCUGGGAUUGCUAAACAUGGUGAAAUCGAUUAUGAGGCUGUUGUCAAGCUAGCUGAGGGUUUCAAUGGAGCUGAUCUGCGAAACAUUUGCACCGAGGCUGGCAUGUCUGCCAUUCGCUCAGAGCGUGAUUACGUCAUUCACGAAGAUUUCAUGAAGGCUGUUAGAAAACUGAAUGAAGCGAAGAAACUUGAAUCCAGUGCCCACUACAAUGCUGAUUUUGGAAAAGAGUAA
Oldenlandia corymbosa var. corymbosa is the source of this 1203-nucleotide messenger RNA. The record is from the annotation of a GenBank genome assembly. NCBI's taxonomy places the organism in Eukaryota, Viridiplantae, Streptophyta, Magnoliopsida, Gentianales, Rubiaceae.